AUGAAUCGGAAUCUAGUUCAUCCCUCAGUCACAUCCCCGCGAAGAGAGGAUAUACGGUCUCGCGAAAAUUCAUCGGUAUAUUCUUCUCCCAUUUCGACCUCGUCCCAAGGAAGGGUCUCCCCUAUUGGUCUGGGCAUCUCCCGCUGCGAAAUCGAGAAUGCAUUCGGUCAACUGAGGGUCUUCCCUCCCACGCCUACACUGCCAUCACAACUAGUCCCUGGAGCGCCAAAUCCCACCUUCGCAUUAUCCUAUGACGACUAUUCUAGCGGACAAUGCUAUCCACCAGUCUACAGCGGACUUGUCAACAGUGCUUCGGAGACCUCACUAGGAUUCUACAGCCCCCCAGCCAUGAGCGCAUCCCCCAGUUACAACUCCGCCAUGGAGGUUGUCCCUGGCCAGAACGUCUUCCCAGCCCAAAUGACCGAUAUUUGGAUGCACACGCCUUGCUCGGGGCCGACAACUCCAUCGGAUGUUAACCCGGUCACUGUAGCGAACGGAGCCGCAGGACAAUGGGACCAGAAUGUGUUUCCGGAUGCAUGCAUCACCUCGACGAUGCCCCUAUUGCCAGUUAACAAUAUUGCCUACCUCGGAGCGAUGGGCGAGGAGGUUGGAUACGGAUCCUCUGGGCACAACAUCAACACCGGGCAAGUGGUGCCGCAACCUCAAGCAUCCGAAGGACCCGAUAUUGCCACGAACUCGAGCAAAAGAGAGCGCGGCUCCUCAAACGAUAGGCUGAUGUCUGCCAGUGGCCUGGAAUGUCCAAUUUGUGGCGUCAAAUUCACGCGACGUUCAAACUGCAAAGAGCACCAAAAGAUGCACAACCCUGAAUGGAGGAACAACCAUCCGUGCGAGGACUGCCACAAGACAUUUGGACGAAGUGCAGAUCUCAAAAGACACAUGAAUACUGUGCAUCUCGGGCUUCGGAGGUACACCUGUGACUCUUGCGACCGGCGUUUCAGUCGCCAGGAUAGUCUGGCUAGACAUGAUUGUGUAGAGAAGCAUCGCAACGCUCCGAGAUCUACCAGUCACGCUGAGCCGUCUUCGCUCAUGCCCAGACAGCGCCAACGAGUGUCAAACAAGCGCCGCUCAGCUAGUUAA
This is a messenger RNA of Penicillium verrucosum, 1098 nucleotides long. RefSeq lists its product as uncharacterized. Bases 1 to 1098 code for a protein of 365 amino acids. NCBI's taxonomy places the organism in Eukaryota, Fungi, Ascomycota, Eurotiomycetes, Eurotiales, Aspergillaceae. Gene Ontology annotation, biological process: regulation of transcription by RNA polymerase II. Gene Ontology annotation, molecular function: DNA-binding transcription factor activity, RNA polymerase II-specific; RNA polymerase II cis-regulatory region sequence-specific DNA binding. The transcript has 3 exons. The record is from RefSeq and is a predicted model, not a curated record. Gene Ontology annotation, cellular component: nucleus.